UGGUCCUCAAUCUUUUCAGAACUUGAAAUCAUUGCUAAUCGGGUCACAUUUAGCCACAGAGAUGGUGGUGGAUCUCCUUCACUGUUAGAUCUUCUUGUCAGUCUAGGAAGAAACCAUCAUACAACGUUGGCCUUGGCAGACCUCAAAGCAGAGCUUGAUUAUUCUCCUGGCACAAUGGUUUAUAUCUCAGGAAGGGUGCUAGAACAUUCUAUUGGACCCUGGCUUAAUAGAGAAAGGUUUGUAAUUGCCCACUUUAUGAAGGAUGCUGUACACAACAGGGUGGGGGUGCCAAGGCCAGGUUUUCCCAUGCAGAGCUUCUUUUUAGAGUUAGUAGGAAGGAGGCAGAAGGGGAAGAGGGAGAAAAUGUGUAGAAAAUAG
Suillus discolor is the source of this 378-nucleotide messenger RNA. RefSeq lists its product as uncharacterized. The record is from RefSeq and is a predicted model, not a curated record. The transcript has a single exon. NCBI's taxonomy places the organism in Eukaryota, Fungi, Basidiomycota, Agaricomycetes, Boletales, Suillaceae. The annotation marks the transcript as partial.